AUGGCAUCUGUUGAAGUUGAUUUGGGAGUAACCCCAGAAGGCACUUACUCCAUUCGUGGUAAGCAAUUGAAGUUUGAUUCUAAAAAGGAUAUUGAACCAUAUUUAGAAGAAAUAAAUUCUAAGUCUGAGAUUUUGAAACUUGAUUUCUCUGGUAACACUAUUGGUGUUGAAGCAUCUGAAGCAUUAGCAGCAUCUAUUUUGAAGCACAAGGAUAGUUUAGUUGAAGUCGACUUCUCAGAUUUAUACACAGGUAGAUUAAACACAGAGAUUCCUCAAUCUUUACAACAUUUAUUACCAGCGUUUUUAGAAUGUUCCUAUUUGAAGUUAAUUAAUUUGAGUGACAAUGCGUUUGGUUUACAAACUAUUGAUCCAAUCGAAGAUUACUUGGCUAAGGCUGUAUCUAUCCAACACUUGAUAUUAUCCAACAAUGGUAUGGGGCCAUUUGCGGGUGCGAGAAUUGGUAAGUCGCUUUACAGAUUAUCACAAGCGAAAAAAAGCCAGGGUAAAAGUUCCUUAAAAACAUUCAUUUGUGGUAGAAACAGGUUGGAAAAUGGUUCUACCAACUAUUUGUCGAUUGGGUUGAGAAACCACGAAGAUUUGGAAGUUGUCAAAUUAUACCAAAACGGUAUCAGACCAAGUGGGAUUAUGAAUUUGAUUAAAAAUGGUUUAUCUCAAAACAGAAAAUUGCAAGUUAUUGAUUUGCAAGACAAUACUUUGACCACUAAGGCUUCAGUUGUAUUGGCAAAUGCCUUAUCUAAUUGGAAUGAUUUAAAGGAAUUGAAUCUUAAUGAUUGUUUAUUAAAACCUCACGGUUCUUUAAAGUUAUGCCAAGCUUUGGAGGAAGGUAUGAUCAGAGAAAACUUCACAGCAUUGAAAAUACAAUAUAAUGAAUUAGAGUCUCCAAGUUUAGAUCAUUUAUUGGCUGCCAUUGAGAAGAAAUUACCAAAGUUGCAAUUAUUAGAGUUGAACGGGAAUAGGUUUGAAGAGGAUGCGGGGUUUAUCGAAAAGGUUAAUGAAAUUUUUGAAAAUAGAGGACUCGGUGAGCUUGAUGAAUUAGAUGACUUGGAAGAAAUCGAUAGCGAAGAAGAGGAAGAAGAGGAAGAGGAAGAAGAAGAAGAAGAAGAGGAAGAAGAUUUAGAUGAAUUAGAAAAAGAGUUGGAAGGUGUUCACUUGAAGGAUGAAUCGGUUGAUGAUAUUACUGGUGGAUUGGCUAAGACGCAUAUUAAGUAA
Messenger RNA from Debaryomyces fabryi, 1230 nucleotides. RefSeq names its product GTPase-activating protein (gene RNA1). Lineage: Eukaryota; Fungi; Ascomycota; Pichiomycetes; Serinales; Debaryomycetaceae. The record is from RefSeq and is a predicted model, not a curated record. The coding region runs from base 1 to 1230 and encodes 409 amino acids. Gene Ontology annotation, cellular component: perinuclear region of cytoplasm; cytosol; nucleus. Gene Ontology annotation, molecular function: GTPase activator activity; small GTPase binding. Gene Ontology annotation, biological process: activation of GTPase activity; nucleocytoplasmic transport. The transcript has a single exon.